Molecule: messenger RNA, 2059 nt
Organism: Durusdinium trenchii
Lineage: Eukaryota; Dinophyceae; Suessiales; Symbiodiniaceae
Source: the annotation of a GenBank genome assembly
AUGGCGUGUCCAAUGCUUCUUUUGAUUCUCUCAGCCGCCUCUGCGCAAGUGGUGUGUCCACUGGGAACGCAGGUCUCUGCGGGAGGCGACCAUGCGCUGAUCUCGAUACCCGAGCCACGGCCGGCGACCUACGCGCUGGGGGACAACCGCUAUGGACAGCUGGGGCAAGGACAUGACCAGGCCAUCUCCCACCGGGUGAAGAUCGAAGUGGGCCCAAGGAUCGAGGGCAUUGCAGCGGGCUCCACCCAUUCGCUGCUGUUGGCCGACGGCACGGUGUGGGCCGCGGGCGAUGGAAGCCGCGGGCAGCUGGGCAACGGAGGUGUUGAGUCCCAGUGGAGCCCCCUGGUGAUGCCGCUGCCCGAGAAGGCUCUGGCUGCGUCUGCCGGCUGUUGGUUCUCCCUUUUGCUGAUGCAGUCGGGCGAGGUCUAUGGCACUGGGCACAAUAGCCUUGGCCAGUUGGGUGUGGGGGACGACUGGCGCCUCACGAAGCCACAGAAGAUGCAGCUCCCAGGCAAAGCCAAAGGCAUUGCCGCAGGGUGCUCCCAUUCCUUGGUCUUAUUGGAGUCGGGUGAAGUCUAUGGAACUGGCGAGAAUUGGUAUGGCCAACUAGGUCUUGGGCACCAGGAAGAUCAGAAAUUUCCCCAGAAGAUGCACCUCAACGGCACCGCGCGUGCCAUUGCGGCGGGCACAUCGCAUUCGCUCAUCCUGAUGGACUCGGGCGAGGUGCUCAGUGUGGGGUCCAACAUCCACGGUCAGCUGGGCUUGGGGCACAAUGAGCAGAUCCUCACGCCCAAGCCAAUGCCCCUGGAUGCGCGCGCAGUGGCAGUGGCUGCGGGGGAUCUUCACAGCUUGGUGGUGACAGAGGAUGGCCGUUGCUUCGGUGCGGGGGGCAAUUCCGAUGGGCAGUUGGGAGUUCCUGGCAUUCAGGAGCACAACAUGCCAGUUCGCAUGAAGAUCACCGAGAGGGUCCUGGACGUGGCGGCGGGGUGGUCCUACUCUCUGAUGGUCUCCGACAACGGCAUUUUUACCGCGACUUGGUGCGGGUCGGCGGGUGUGGAACUGGAGCGGAGCUGGAACGAGCUCGUUCGGCCCGAAGAGCUCCUCCUGGGUCCUCAGCUGGGCGCGGGCGGCUCUGCCCAAGUCUUUCGUGGUUCCUGGAAAGGUCAAGAGGUGGCUGUGAAGCGGAUCACUGGCGUAGCACACCUCGAGGCGAUGAAGAAGGAGGUGGACGCUUUGCGUCGCUUGCGCCACCCUCGCCUCGUGCGCUUCUUGGGCGCUUGCGUGCAGCCUCCCCUGCUGCUCGUGGUCACGGAGUUCAUGGCCGGUGGCUCCUUGCACGACCGGCUCUUCGGGCGGUCUCAACUGGCGGCCACCUCAGCGCUGGGGCCCAGGCAACGGUGGCUCAUUGCGUGUCAAACCGCGGAGGGUUUGUCCUUCCUCCACUCACAGCGCGUGGUGCAUCGGGACCUGAAGUCCAUGAAUAUACUGCUGGACGCUGGACAGAAUGCGAAGAUCUGCGAUUUUGGCCUUGCCCAUCAGAUGUGCAUGGAGUCGACCCACAUCGCUCGGAAGCUGGACGGGGAAGGCGGCUCCCCGCGCUACAUGGCACCCGAGUGCUAUGACGCCAGCGUGGGGAAGCUGACGGAGAAGGUGGAUAUUUGGGCCGCUGGUUGCAUCCUCAUCGAGCUUUGGCAGAUGCGAGAGCUGGCAAGUCAACUUGUCCUUGUGUACUGGAGAGGGAACGUUCUUGUUCAAUGUUGUGUCUCGGGCGAUCAGUCCUGAACAAGAAAUACUUCUGGUCCUGGGAAGGGAGCGUCUUCUUGACGGCCCCGUGACACGGGUCCUGACGGUGUUAUUUUUGGGCAUCCAGAUCGUUGAUGUCGUUUUUUGGGGAACUCUGAAAACUGGUCAGUUCGCUGGUCCGUUGUCAGUUUGCUGAUGUUCCACUAAAAAAACCACCUUUGACCCAGACCAUCCAGGAAAUGGAAGAUUUACCUGACGUUUAAACCGAAAAAUAUCACACGCAAAAUUAUGGAUGUAGGCGUAUCAUGAGUCGCGC